Molecule: messenger RNA, 1316 nt
Organism: Porites evermanni
Lineage: Eukaryota; Metazoa; Cnidaria; Anthozoa; Scleractinia; Poritidae
Source: the annotation of a GenBank genome assembly
AUGAGCGGAAGGGAGCCCGAAGAUCCAUCUGGUCCAUACUUUGAAAUUAUUAAGGUUGGAAGGCAUUGGCACUGGUUUCCAGAUGUCACAAUCUACUACGUAUCUCAAACCAGAAGUAAGUGCGUAGAUGUUAUUCUGAACGCUUUUCAGCUUUUCCACUAGAUCUAUCUCACUCUAAUCAACUUCUGGUUGUGUCAAUUGUCUUAGAGUUUAAGAUUAAAGGAGGCUGCAAAGUAAGGGAAGAUUCGUUGCAGAAUUACCGCGAUAUAACCGUCGUAAUGAACAGGGACGAAAAUCACAUUUUUCAAAUCAGACGCCAAAAAGGAGGAGGUAAAUAAUGCGCUUUGAAGUAAAAAGUUUCUAUCUACACUAGCAAACUGUUCCCCAUUUAAGUUGCAUAUUUUGUGUUUUAGUAUACUCAGUGAACACUGAUGGAUACUGGUUAACUGAACCCAAGACAUUUAGAGUAUGAUUGAGGGCAAAGUAAGGUAAUUUGACUAGUUAAAUUCCUUGAAAAAUUCAGUAAUGAUAUACUGAAGUUCCUGUUUUGCAUGUUUGGUUCACUGAGUAGUUUUACCACUACUGCAGCAUUUCAUUGGUUCUUUAGUACAUGUCAAGGACGACAGUGUAGCUGCGCUAUUCUUCACAAGUUAAGCCAUACUGAAAAUUUGCAAUGAAAAAUUCGUAUGGUCAGCUAACUCAAACGUGUGUAAAUUCGCUGGUGAUUGGCUUGUUCAUUAGAAGUUGGAGAGAAGGAGCAGUUUCUGCAAAAAGAAUAAAGAGCUGUGGAAAAAUUUAGAGUCUUGGUACCUCUCGUUAAUUGGCCUGGCGAGGUUUCUAGUCACAUGGAACCCCUAACAAAGAUUUACACGGUACCCACUUGGAGUAGAACUGAUUAUUAAAAUACUUAUCCCAAAUAAUCUAUCAUUGUUGAAUAAAGCGAUAAAUUAUCUUCAAUUGUAAUAAUUGAAAUACAGCUGUAUGUGGCUUCAUAUAGCCGAAAAGCUAAAAAUAACACGUAUUAAUUUGAUUGAUAGGUAUCAAGUGUAACAAUUAGUCUGCUCAUCAAAACUAAUCUUUUGUUCUUAUUGUAGGUCAUGAGCAUGAAACAACCACAAGGGUUUAGCAUGUCCGUCUAAAAAAAUGUCGACAGUAGGAAUUUAUAUUAGCAAUCGAUCUGAUUUCUAUACACUGUUAACAUCUUUUUAUUCGACUUUGGUUUAAAAUUAAAAAAAUGUGAGGUGCAAACUGCGUCUCUCUGACUAAUAUAGACGAAGUACACGUUUCUUUUGUAACGUUGUCGCACAAUCUCAGGG